GGCCUGGCCGCGCGCCGCCAUGGCAACGGCCAACGGCCGGGCGGCAACGGCCGGGCAUGGCGGCAACGGCCGGGCAUAGCGGCGAGGGGCGAGAGGCGGCGGCGCCCGCAGCAUGUCUCACGCCACUUACAAUAAGGUGUGGACAGAUGCCCAAGAAGCCCUCAACAUCCUACUCCAGAGAGAGAGAGAAGAUAAGUCCCUCAAGCCAGAGCAGGACCGUGUGACAACAUUCAAAACAUUAGCCACUUCCUACAUCAAAUACGUGCAAAUCUUCCGUAACUUGGAGACGGCCUACGACCAAAUUGUUCACCCACAAAAACGACUAGUGAUUCGGCAAGUGCUAGAAGGCGUGAUGGGCCGGAUCCUGGAGCUGAAAAAUGACAUGGUGACGCUGGAGAAUUCAGAGUACCACUACUUUGAUGAUAUCCUACAAGACCUGAAGCUUCCACCGGAACACAUAGAAAUACCUAUCCCAAGAUAUUUUAUUAAAGAAAAGCUGAAAGCCUUACAAGAGAGAGAGAAAUUCCUCACUCAGAUUUUAUUUCAUGCUGGAUUGCAAACACAGAAACCUGUCAAGUCCAUGGCUUUUGAAGAAGCCAUUAAAACAAUCCAGGUUGCAGAAAGGGCUCGUCAAGGCCGUCUUCGAGCAACAUUCAUGAAGCAGAUCUACCUUGAAGAGAAGAGAGAAAGACAAGCUAAACUUCAGGGCAGGACGGGUCCAAAUCCAGAUGAUGCUGCCACUUGCAUUCAAAAGAUUUGGCGUGGAUAUAUCCAGUGCAAGAAAACAGAGAAAAUUGGAGAAGAGGAAAUGAUAUUUCUGGGGAUGUGCCCACCUCCUCACUUCCAGACAGCAAGUACUUCACUACUGCAUGCCAGGGAAGUAAACGCCCUGCGAGGUGAGGUCCAGGAGAGACACGAGGAGGAGUAUCAGAAAGCCUUGGUGUAUAUCAAAGACAGGCUGAAAGAAAUAGAGGGGCUCGACAUCAAAGAAACUCUCCAAGAUCAGAUCCGCCAGUGUUUCAUCGAGUGCCGGCAUAUCGUUGGCAAGUUUUCUGACUAUCCUACUGAAGAAGCAGGAGGUUCAACAGCUACUUUUUCUCAAAAAACCCCAGAGCAGGUUGCCGCAGAACUAGCUGCCAAAGAAGAGGCUGCUUUACAGAAAAAGUCCAAAAAGGGGAAAAAAGAAAAAGAAGAAAAAGGGAAGGAAAAAAAGAAAGGAGAAAAAAAGCAGAAAACAGAAAAGAAAGUUAAAGGAGAGGAGGAAGGCUGGAAAAUGGCUCCCAGUAACUUCCUCUCCAUAAUGGAAGAAGGAAGCAGUCAGUACAAAGCCAUUUGGAAGAACAGAGACGAGGGAUGGAAUUUCCCCCAGGAGCGUGACCCAGAGCUGAUCAAAGAAGAGAAGCGGGAAGAAGUGGAGGAAGAGAUCAGAGUGCAGGUUGACGAAUUGAUGCGACAGGAACUGAAGAAUCUCAAACUGGUUGUGGACAAGGAGAAGAGCGAUGAACAGAAAAAAGGAAAGAAAAGUGAAAAGAAAAAAGGGAAGACCAGAAAGAAAAACUCCAGGACUGACAAAGAUCUGACUCCAAACAGGACCAUCGAUUCGCUGUACAAAGAACUAGCGGAACAAGGAUUACUAAUAAGAGCCAAGACAGUUAAUCUCUCUGAUUAUGUUGGCGAGUACAGCUAUCUGGGGACUGCACUUCGUCAGGUAGACGUAGAGCCAAUGCCCUCUCUCUCGGAUGUCAGACAGCUAAUAGCGCUGUAUGGAAUAUUGCCAUUAGGUUCCCAAGCAGUCCACGAGAAGGCUCCUUUGGUGAAAGCCAUGUUACUAGCUGGACCUGCCGGUGUUGGAAAAAAAAUGCUUGUCCAUGCCAUUUGCACAGAAACAGGAGCCAACCUCUUCGACUUAUCUGCUUCCAACAUUGCUGGGAAAUACCCAGGCAAGAACGGCCUGCAAAUGAUGCUCCACAUGGUAUUCAAGGUGGCUAAACUACUGCAGCCUUCAGUCUUGUGGAUUGGAGACACAGAAAAAACAUUUUAUAAAAAAGUGCCAAAGGCUGAAAAAGAGAUGGAUCCAAAACGACUGCAAAAAAUUCUCCCCAAAUUCCUCAAGGCUUUGAAAGCAGAGGACAGAGUGCUGCUAGUGGGAACCACUGAACGUCCCUUCGAUGCUGACCUCAGACCUUUCUGCAAAGUUUACCAAAAAAUCAUUCUGAUUCCUAGGCCUGACUAUGCUUCAAGAUUUGUCUUAUGGAAACAUAUCAUCCUGCAGAAUGGAGGAAUCCUCACCAAAUCACUGAACAUAAGCUGCCUAGCAAAGUUAUCUGAUGGUUUCACCCAGGGACACAUCCUCCAGGCAGUGCAAACUGUCCUGAGUGAACGACGCAUCCUGCAGAUGACUAAGAAGCCACUGAGGGCUGUUGAGUUCAUGACUUCUCUGGCCAGACAAGACCCCGUGUACAAAGAGGAGGAAGAAACAUUUAAGGCUUGGUAUGCCAAGACACCACUGGGUAAAGCACGAAUCAAAGCACUGGCAGAGAGUGAGGAAGCAGGAAAAGAAAAAGGAAAAGGAAAGGCAAAAGGAAAAAAGGAAGCAAGCAAAGACAAAAAGAAAAAGUAACUUCCUCAAGAAUUUUUCAGCUGGCAAUACCAGUCACAGCUCCUCUUCACUGGAAAAGGGAGAUGUUAGCAGAGCAGGCACUUCAGAGGAAUGCACCCCAAAUUACAGCUGGUCCAGGAAAAAUUAUUCAUUUCUUACUCUAUUUUUUUUUUUUAAAGUUACAGAGUAGGAUGAGACAUCUAUGUGGCAUGUAGCGCUCAGAAGAUAAGGAGUUAAUGACCA
Molecule: messenger RNA, 2842 nt
Organism: Dromaius novaehollandiae (emu)
Lineage: Eukaryota; Metazoa; Chordata; Aves; Casuariiformes; Dromaiidae
Gene: DRC11
Product: IQ motif containing with AAA domain 1
Exons: 19
Coding region: 113-2620 (835 amino acids)
Molecular function (GO): protein binding; ATP binding; ATP hydrolysis activity
Source: RefSeq, a predicted model, not a curated record